Saccostrea cuccullata (small rock oyster) is the source of this 852-nucleotide messenger RNA. RefSeq names its product methionine--tRNA ligase, mitochondrial-like. The record is from RefSeq and is a predicted model, not a curated record. Lineage: Eukaryota; Metazoa; Mollusca; Bivalvia; Ostreida; Ostreidae. Gene Ontology annotation, biological process: methionyl-tRNA aminoacylation. Gene Ontology annotation, molecular function: ATP binding; methionine-tRNA ligase activity.
AUGAUUUUUUUUCUUGCUUCAGCACCCCACAUAGGACACCUUUAUACAGCGCUGCUAGCAGAUGCAAUGGCCAGGUUUCACAGACUUCAUGAAAAGGAAGUUAUAUUUUCAACUGGAACUGAUGAACAUGGACUGAAGAUUCAGACUUCUGCAGAUAAACACAAUAAAACUCCAAGGUUGUAUUGUGAUGAAAUAUCUGGCAAAUUCAAGGCAUUGUUUGACAGGGCAGGUGUAUCAUACAGUCAUUUCAUAAGAACAACAGAUGAAACACACCAAAAAGCUGUUGAAAAUUUAUGGACAACACUAGUAAAGAAAGGCUUCAUCUAUAAAGGGAAGUAUGAAGGCUGGUACUCGAUAUCAGACGAGGAAUUCCUAAGUGAAGAGGAGGUCUGUGAUCAGAAAAUGGAGUCCGGGGAAAACCAGAAGGUGUCGGUCAUCAGUGGGCAUCCAGUGGUGUGGAUGUCUGAGGAAAACUACAUGUUUAGACUGACCAGCUUCAAGAAACAGCUGAUUGACUGGCUCAACACUGGAGUGAUAUACCCAGAAGAGAAGAGAUCCCAGGUAGACUUAGCUCUGAGGAAUCUAUACGAUUUGUCCGUGUCUCGGAGCAGCUCCAGGUUAUCCUGGGGAAUUCCUGUCCGGGACUCCUCUCAAACCAUUUAUGUGUGGUUGGAUGCCCUGAUGAACUACCUGACAGUAGUGGGAUACCCUGGUUCCCUGCAGAGCUGGCCACCAGACUACCAGAUAGUGGGCCAGGAUAUACUCAAGUUCCAUGCUAUUUAUUGGCCAGCUUUCUUGUUAGCUGCAGAUUUAGAGUUACCCAAACAGAUUGUUUGUCAUGCCCACUGGACU